This is a messenger RNA of Symbiodinium pilosum, 1527 nucleotides long. The record is from the annotation of a GenBank genome assembly. NCBI's taxonomy places the organism in Eukaryota, Dinophyceae, Suessiales, Symbiodiniaceae.
AUGAUCUUUGGAAAGAUCUCGGAAAGAGAAGAGAGCUGUGAAACGCCCGAGGGUGAGGAUGAAGGUGGCCUGGUGACGGUGACAGAGGCUUUGGAUGCUAUGGCUAUUGGGCCUUUUCAUGUCCGCCAUUUGCUGCGAAUGAUCUUUUUCUGGGCAGUGCUGUCGAUGACGCAGGAGUGCACUCCGUAUUUGUUUCCAGGCUUGCGCAAGUUCCUGCAUGCGGAUGACUGGGCAAUCGCCAGCUUCGCUGCCGCCUUUCCCCUCGGAUGUAUGGGCGCUGUAGUGUCCGGCAGGUCUGGUCGCGUUUUGAUGGUGGCCUUGUUGGUGAAGUAUCAUGGUCUUCUUCAGACCAUUGUAGCAAGCGAGAGAGAAGAAGAGCAGCAGCACAGAGGUGUCGUGGGGUCCGUUGCUGCCAGCUUCCUCCUAGACCGACUCGGGAGACGAGGGACGGUCAUUGCCAUUAGCCCCUUUGCCGUGAUCCUGGGACUAGCGAGUAUGGCAGCGCCAUCCAUGCAUGUUCUGCUUGCGUUGAGGUCGUUGCAGUCUGUGGCCUUCUCAACUACCAUCACAGCACUUAGUGCUUGGUACAUUGAGUUCCUGCCCACAAGCAAUCGGGGAAUGCUCAUGGCGGCAUACAGCCUUGGUUGGACUAACUGGGCAAGCUUUAUGGCGGUGAGUGCAGCAGGCUUCGCCAUUCUUUUCCUGACCAUGUACAUGGCAGAGGAGAGUGAGUCUCCACGCUUCCUGGUGGCAUGCGGCAAGCUGGGUGAGGCCAACGACGUCCUGGCCAAGCUUUACAGCAGCAAUCGACAACCUCCAUGGAAACCUGCACAGCUCUGCCUCAAUGUGACCGACGCUGGUGCCAAUGGCCAUCGUAGUGCUUGGUCGCAGCUGCUUGAGAAGGAAUCUCGCCAACUGCUUUUUUUUGCAUUGGCCCUCUUUGGUGUUUUGGCUUCUACCACAGUGCUGCUUGACACUUGGGGCCCGGAGCUCUACCACGCCCUGCUUGCCCCGGAAUCCCAGGAGUUGCCCACACGAAUCCUCAUGCUCUUCAACAUCGGUGACCUAUCCGGCGUUGCAAUGUCCAUCAUCAUCAUUGAUCGCAUUGGAAGGGCUGGCAGCUUUGCCAUCGGCUUCUUUGUACAGGGCGUUCUGUUAGCCAUCAUAACCUUCAUUGAUGCUACUAGCCAUCCCAUCAUGUAUAGCCUGGCGGUUCUUUGUGGCACGCUCGGUGCUGCAUGCCGCUGCUUUGGGUGGGAGUCAGCUCAGAUGUGGACGCUCGAGGCUUUCCCAACGGAAGUCCGUGCGGUCGCUUUCGGUAUAUCGACGGCAGCCAUGCGGUUGCUAUCGAUUUUGUCUCUCAAAAUGUCUUCCGAAUAUGUGCAUACUUUGAGCGCAUCCGCGUCUCUGCGCUUGCUGGCUGCGAUGCUGAUCGCUGGGGGCUUCCUAAGUACAGGACUGCUACCCAAGGAGACAGCAAAGGAGCCCAUAAGCGAGGGAGUGGUGAAUACAGGCAAACACUACUGA